GAAAUUACAAGGCAAAUGUAGCAAUGGAGAGGACAUAAAUUUGUUAUUUGUAACAGAAAAUUUUUAAUUUUAGUAUUAUCUCUUUUACAAAAAGAUUUUUUGAGAUAGGGUCUCAGAUGUAGUACAGGCCAGUUUUGAAUUUACUAUGUAGCCCAGGCUGGCCUCAAAUUGGAAGAGAUUCUCCUGCCUCAGCCUCCAGAGGGCUGGGAUUAUAGACAUGCACCACUGUGCACAAUUCUUUCAAAAAUAUUAUAUUCAAAAUAUUUAUUCAAUAUUAUAAUUCAAUGUUAUAUUUUUAUUUGAACAUUUUAAGAAGAAUGCCCAUGACUUGUAGGUGGUCCAGAGGCAGAGAAUGAACCACAGGUGCCUAACCUUGGAUCUAUAUGCACUGGCUUCUGUCUCGAUUUCCAUUCUCAUCCUUCAACACUUCCCCCCUCCUCACUCAGCACUCAGCACUCUAACCCACAGCAAAAACAGGCUCCUUAUAGGACCCCGGACAAGCCACACUCUACACAGUGCUUCUGCGUAGAAGUCCCUCCCCACAAUUCUUGCUAGCCCUUGCUCUGAGUAAGCCCUUCUUCAGGAGCUUUUCUGAGGAUCUCCAAGGCUGGGUUUGUGCCUCCUUUGGUACCCGCACAGUGCUCCCAGCCCAGCUCUUUGCAACAGUCAUCACUAAUACAAAGGAUGUCUGCUUUCUGCUUGAUCUUUUCCUGCUGGUUUGAAAGCUCCAAAUGUCUGCCACUGUGUCUCACUUUAGCCUGUCCAGUGUUCAGUUCCAUGCUUGUCAAUAGAAAGGCUUGAAUAAGUACGUGCGGUGGUCAAAACAAAAUAGAGGUCUUUAAAUGUCCUCACACAAAAAAUUAUGUUAAAGGUGAUGGGUACGCUGAUUACCCUGAUUUGAUUCGGUAUCCAGGGGGCAUUGAUUCUUGUAGACACUGCAGGGUGCAGAGCUGUGACUGUCACCUGGAUCAAAGCAUCAGGUUGGAAGCCAUAUGGCUUUUAUCUGUCAAUCAAAAAUGUUUUUAAUGCUUUCAGUUAAAUAAGUUAGAUAGAAUAAGUAAGAAACAGACAAAGAAGUCACUGGGGGAAAAGUACGACCACCUUUGCUUCAUCUGACCUUUUUUUCAGAAGUGUCCCCUUCUCAGCUUCUUAGCGCUAAAAGUGGCUGCAAUUGACCUGACUUUGAUGAGCAACAGCCAUGUGGAGGCUGCAGACUAAAGAUGCCUAGGGACCCACCUAUUAGUGGAAAAGAAAGACUAGACAGGGUUUAUAGUUUACACGAAAGCAGAGACUCACCCAGUCCGUGUUCAAAGUCCCCCAAUUACCUCGUAUACCUUUGUACCAUUGCUUCGUGCCAGUCAGAACCCAAAGAAAGGGACUCUCUGCAUUUAGCUGUAGCUUUUAAUUUUCUUGGUUUAAGCAUUUUGUGGGCAUCAAAGGCGCACCCAGAAAGUGGUCACACCACGAGUGUACCACUCCACUAGUACACACCCAUGAAACCAGUCACCAGGUUGGGAGUAAGAACGCUGGCAGCUCCCCAAGUCCCCUCCCAUUCCCUGAACCCACCCAAGAAACCCCUAUCCUGACCUUUCCUAGUAUACACUGCUUUAUAUGUUUUGUGUGCAGACAGAAUCACGAGGCAUGUACUCUUCUUGUGUGUGGCUUAUUGGUGAGAUUCCCGAGUGGAGUUCACCCACUGUUGUGUUUAGCUCCAGACCAGUUGUUUUUCCUGGUGCUGGGCUAUAACUUGCUCAUCCCUGGUUGUAUAUCUAAAUAAAUCUUCACCCACCAAACCAGUUUCCUGGCACUCCAGCCUUGGCCUAUGGUGAUGGGAGGAGAGAACUAUCAGCCCUUCUCAAACUGCUACCGCAAAGGCCAGUUGACAUCCCAAUCCUGGUUAAUGCAGAGGAACCAGCUCCUGCAGCCUUCCACAGGCCCAGCCUCUCAUGGGUUCUCAGUCCUUGUCCACCUCUGGAGACCUUAAAGGAAGCUGGGUGUGUGCAUUUUUUACGGGCUGCCGUAAAACAAUUACUACAAACUUAGUAACGCACAGUGUGGGACGCUUAUUCUCAAACAGUUUUUACAGGCUGUAAGUGCAAAGCCAGGGUGGCAGCUGCACAGGUUCCCUCCUGGGGAUUCUGAGGGAGAAGCCAUUCUCGCCCCCUCCCAGCUUUGCUGGCAACCUUUGGCUUUGCACUGCUUCAGCCUCCGCCUUCCCUUCGUCCAGGCCUUUCCUCCAUGUGCUGACUCCCGCUUUCCGUUCUGAGAGCAGCAGUCACAGGACCCACUCCAGCCCAGAGUGACCUCACCUCCAGAUUCUUGUCAUUUUAAGCAGAUAAUUCCAGGUGUGUCCUUUUGGAAAUUUAAUUUUAUUCAUUAUUUUCCCCUUUUUAUUAGUGUACAUUUGCAGUGCAUAAUAAAUACAUCCAUCACGGAGACGUGGUGCAUAUGCACAUGACACCUGAUCCUUUUUAUCUCUCCUGUCCUUCCCCUGCUCCCUUUCUCCCAUCCCAGGUCCCCUUCCCAUCUCCACAUAGAUCCUGUUUCCUAUCAUCUAUCUCUUGCCUUCAAGAACCUUGUCUUAAUACUCUCUGCAGUGAUCUCUAAUCCCAAUGAAGUCACGCUCUGGAGUGCUGGCUGGACACCUCUUAGGGAAUGUAACUCAACAUACUAUGGUGGGUGAAGGGGCUCCUGAGAGGCACAUGACCUAAAUUAAAUGUGAAAAAGUGACCUUGUCUUCCCCCCACACUGAGCCACAGCAUCUGGGCUGAGUCCCCUGAGCACCUGCAAAGUGUCAGACUACCAGCCAGGGGUGCUGUGGGUUGGAACAAAACCCAUCCUCUGCCCUAAGGCAGUUACUGACCAAGGGGAAAGGGAAGGCUCACAGGAGCAGUGGUUCUUCAUUAGGGUGAUUUUGCCUCCAGGUCACCUAUGCAGACUUUGUUUUUGCAGCCAUGGGUGGGGCACGUUUGGCUUCCAACAGAUAGAAGCCAUGGAUGCUGCUGAACAUGCUCUAUGCAAACACCCUGCAAAUCUACAGGCCCUUAUGGCAAUCAGUUAUCCACUCCAAAAUGUCAACAGUGCCUCUGGUGAAAAAUCUUACCAUACAGACAUGUCUUAUUGAUGCUCUCAGAACCCGGGAGCCCAUGGCCCCCACGGUGACCCUGCAGCCAGGUGACACUUCCUGUUUGAGACGCUGGAGUCCCCCUCAUGCUCAGAGGGCCAGGGCUGCUAACAGAGCAAGCCUUUCCCACCUAGCCCCGCUGUCUUCUCAGGAACAACACAGAACUGCUCCUCCAUAACGUCUACCUGAGUCUUCACUGCCAUGUGCUAGACACAGCUGCCCAGGAGAGAGACCCUGCUGAAGAUGACCUAGUUUCCCAUUUGACACCAGGUUGUAACAAGCAACUCCAGGCUUCUGUGCACUCGGGGUGAUCCUUUCCAUACCAUCCACGCCCACAGGGGAGACCACUUGUCAUAAGACAACAUAAUUUAUGCAAACGUAGCUCGGGCGAAAAAGAAGCUAGCAUCCAUGUGCCUGUGGUGACAGAAGCCUGUGGAAGCAAAGUGUUACCUGCCCUCUCUGUAUUCUUGUGUUCGAAUCUUUAGCACAAAAGCCCUGCACGGGAGGCAGAUGCUGAGUACCCAAAGUGGGUGUGAAGAUUCCCUUUGGCCUCACCCUUGACUCUCUCGCCAGAUCUUGGUGCCUGGUCCUAAACAUUGGUGACCAUGGAGGAGCUCCCCAAGGUCCUGGAAGUUGACGAGAAGUCCCCAGAAUCCAAGGACCUGCUGCCCAGCCAGACUGCCAGCUCCCUGUGCAUCAGCUCCCGAAGCGAGUCGGUCUGGACCACCAUCCCCAAAAGUAACUGGGAGAUCUACCGCAAGCCCAUUGUCAUCAUGUCCGUGGGCAGCACCAUCCUGCUUUUUGGGGUGGUCCUCACCUGUUUGGCCUAUCUCCUACAGAUAAGCAAAAAGACUGAGACAGUCCUCAAGAUGAUAGGGCCUGCUUUUCUGUCACUAGGGCUGAUGACCCUGGUGUGCGGGCUGGUGUGGGUGCCCAUCAUCAAAAAGAAGCAGAAGCAGAGGCAGAAGUCGAAUUUCUUUCAGAGCCUCAAGUUCUUCCUCCUCAACCGCUAAUGCAGCUUGACCAGGAGAAGGAGAUCUGAUGACCAACACCCAGCAGCCCCACCCACUCCACGGGGUGCCACAAAACUAAAUGCAGGCAAACUCCCAUCUUGGCCAAUGCAGCCUGGGAAUGAUGCUGACUGAAUUUCGCUUGGUUUCUGUCGCAUCAAGGGAUCCCUUAAUACUUUAGUUGCUCUCAACCUGUGCUCCUGUGUCAAAUCACCAUACAUGGAACUGUCAGCCAAGUGCAGUGCAUGCUGGGAAACUCCUUGAAGAUGGACUGUGCUUCCAAGAACCUCGUGUUUAUACAUCUGUGUAUAUGAAAUGGAUUCCACAGUUACAACCUUCUGAAACCAAAACUAGCCAAUGGAAGGUCUUUACAGAGGAGAAGAGAAGCUAUGCUCUGACCCCAAUAGGUUAAGCAGUCCUAGCUCCUUUAGCGAGUGAGACACUGAUUUACAUUUCAGGAGACCAGAGGAUCACAAGUAUCAAAAUUUACAAGCAUCAAAUAUUCCAAGGGACCAUGGAGGAGCUCCCCAAGGUCCUGGAAGUUGAUGAAAAGUCCCCGGAAUCCAAAUAUUCCAAUGGGAAAGCAUUUUCCAAGAAGGCACAUUUGGCUGGACGUGGCUUUGGGAGUCCUGCAUCUGAGGAAGCUUCAUUUCAGAUCAUGUGGUAUUUAUGGCAGAGACAACGGGGUAGACUGGGGAUGGAAGUGUCAUGCUUUCCCUUUGACCUACAAAUUUCCCCAUCUCACUGGCUGCUUUCACCUGGCAAUUAGCGCAGGACAAAUGCAUGUUGUCCUAAAUCCUCUUUCAGUCUCUCUCCUACCUCUGCUCCUGUUUCUAGAGCAAUGAAGUGGAAACCUACAAAGAGAUUCUGUGUAAUUAUUCUCCGCACCAUUUCCGUCAGCACCCAAACUGGAAAGAUUAAAACCCACAUUCAGUGGUUUGUAAGUUUCUAAUGAACAGAUUCAUUUUGUAAAAUUCCAACUUCUGUUACAGCUGCCCUCACCCAUCAAACAAACAAAUGUUUAUGAAGUGCCCUGCUCGUGGCCAGGUUCUGGGGUAAGAGAGGGCUAGAUCCAGUCCCUUUUCUCAUUAUGCUUCCCAAAGUGAGAAACACAGCCAAAGUAAAUGGCAACUGGGAAGUCCUGUGCUGAGUUAUUGUGGUGGCUAUGGGAAAAGAGAGGUCUAACUCAAACCUGAAAGAGGACAGAGUUACGAGGAGGUUGAGUCAUUCAACUAAGUAGAAAAGGAAAGGUAAGAAUUAGCAAAGAGAGGAAAGGAACUGUAUCAGAGAGCAGGACCAGCCUUGCAAACACAGCAGCUCAGGGGAAGAGGGAACACGAUAAAAUGGGGAACCGCCAUGACUUCUUCCCUGAACCCCAAGAUGUUCUGCUGCUUCUGCUGUUGGUCUGCUUCCCACCUACUGCUCCAAGUCCUUACAUGCAGUUGAUCCUGGGGUACUCUGUGGACCUCAUUGGAGACUGAAGUGGGGUCUCCUGAGGGCCCACCAAGCAGGGCACCCACAAGCUAAGUGCUCCCAAAAUUUCCUCUAGCAAUCAAGAGGCUGUUACGUGUAGGACCAGGAGAGCAUCCCGAGACAGAGUUACCCAGGCUGCCCUAGACCAGGCCAGAGGUCCAGAGGAAAGAAUCUGAUGAUGCGAUGAGAGAGUAGAGCUGCUUGUGCUGAGCUGACUUUUACUUCUCGGCCUUUCCAGGCCUCUCUACUCACCCUGGCAACCUCUCUCUAGCAGGCUUCCAGGGAUCCCCAUUCCUCAUAACAGCUCCGCAUGCAGGGUCACAACCCAGCCUCAUUUGCUGCACUGUGAAAAGUUCCUUAGAGACAAAUACCUGUGUGGGGGGAAAACCCAUUGCUUUCCUAAACCAGAGCCUGGGGUGCCCACAGCCUCUCAGGCCCACCUAGGAUGACCAUGUCCAUCACUGAGAGACAGAUCAAUGUGGCCAGGUACGCUAGCCUCCCAGUUCCCUGCAGAUGGGCAGAUGUGGAUCCAUGUUAGGGGUGCUGCGUCACUAGUUGGAGCUGUGGUGACUCAAGCAACAGGGCUCGUGGGUCAUCUCCCUCUCUCCUGAGAUGAGCACAGAUUGCAGAUCGCCCUUUAAACAAUGUGCUUGCAGCUUCUUUGGGGGGAGGGGACACAGGAUGGGCUCCCAGCUAGCUUGUCUGAACACGCCCUGUACCUCCUCUCAUCCAUGUGAAAGCCAUAGUCCGGGUACAGGUGUGGAUGGAGGACCUAUGCAGAUGUUACCAUCAGCUGUGUCUUAAUAGGAAGAAAUCUGGGGCAACCACAACUCUAGAAGACAUCCAGGGGUUUUGGAAUCCUCUUGCAGUCUCCAGAAGUACCUGCCCCCAUUCCCUCUUCCUCAAGUUAGGUUCUAAGCAGAGAACAAGCAGGAAACACUCACAAGGACAGAUGCCCAAGAACCACUCCCAUGGGACCCCUUGCAAGAGUCAGGGCAAUGGAGUAUGCUGGCAUCACCCCGAGACAAAACACGGCAGAGAAGUUUGCCAGAGUUGGUUGCCCCAUGAAAGCCUGGGAAGUGGCCUAACCUACAAGUGCCUCCACAUUGGCCAUCACAGUUCUGCAAUAAAGCGUCCUCUGCAGUGACUCUGACAGUCUCCAUGGAUCGGAGGACAGGACCAGAAUUCCCAUCUUCAGUGCCCUGAGUUGUAUUGUCUGUCUUACUCCCCAUUGCUAUUCUGUCUUGGAAAAUUUAAUCUCAACUGAAGCCUAAAUGAAUCAAUGUUGUGUUCUAUUAAA
Molecule: messenger RNA, 6907 nt
Organism: Cavia porcellus (domestic guinea pig)
Lineage: Eukaryota; Metazoa; Chordata; Mammalia; Rodentia; Caviidae
Gene: Pirt
Product: phosphoinositide interacting regulator of transient receptor potential channels
Exons: 2
Coding region: 3730-4137 (135 amino acids)
Biological process (GO): positive regulation of cation channel activity; phosphatidylinositol-mediated signaling
Cellular component (GO): plasma membrane
Molecular function (GO): phosphatidylinositol bisphosphate binding; transmembrane transporter binding
Source: RefSeq, a predicted model, not a curated record